AUGGAUCCCAACUGCUCCUGUACCACAGCAGGCUCCUGCAAGUGCAAAGAGUGCAAAUGCACCUCCUGCAAGAAGAGCUGCUGCUCCUGCUGCCCCGUGGGCUGUGCCAAGUGUGCCCAGGGCUGUGUCUGCAAAGGCUCAUCAGAGAAGUGCCACUGCUGUGCCUGAUGUUGGGAGAGCCCUGCUCCCAGACAUAAAUAGAGCAACCAGUACUAACCUGGAUUUUUUUUUUUAAACUACCCUGACCGGUU
Messenger RNA from Gorilla gorilla gorilla (western lowland gorilla), 251 nucleotides. Its product is annotated as metallothionein-1B. Gene Ontology annotation, biological process: cellular response to zinc ion; cellular response to cadmium ion; cellular response to copper ion. The transcript is spliced from 3 exons. Lineage: Eukaryota; Metazoa; Chordata; Mammalia; Primates; Hominidae. Gene Ontology annotation, cellular component: cytoplasm; nucleus. Gene Ontology annotation, molecular function: metal ion binding. The record is from RefSeq and is a predicted model, not a curated record. Bases 1 to 168 code for a protein of 55 amino acids.